Molecule: messenger RNA, 639 nt
Organism: Colletotrichum graminicola M1.001
Lineage: Eukaryota; Fungi; Ascomycota; Sordariomycetes; Glomerellales; Glomerellaceae
Exons: 1
Coding region: 1-639 (212 amino acids)
Source: RefSeq, a predicted model, not a curated record
AUGGCGUCUUCAAUAGAACAAUUCGACGACCCUCUUGUUCUUGAUCGCAUUGGCCCUAAGCAUGAUAUUCUAUGCUUCAAGACGGCUGCAGCCAGCAUGAGCUCACAUUCGUUCAUACUCGCUGCGGGCAUCGCCAGUUGCUCAGAUAACCAGCAGGACUGCUUGGGAUCCGCGCAAGUUUGUGAGGCUGUCGUGUGUUAUCUUUCCGGCCUUGUCCGUCUCAUCAACCCCGUCAAACUUCGCAAGGAACCGCCUUUGGCCAAUCACUUCCAGUACGAGUCGUUUGAUCUGGAUCGCCCAGGAUUUCGACCAGUCAGGUUAGAAGCGGGAUCGAGCCACGAUCCAAUCCGUUGCCACCUUUCCCAAGCUUAUCUAGACGAUAAGGAAACCAUCAUUCCGUACGAAGCGUUGUCAUACUGCUGGGGCUCUAGCACUUCACCACGGCACACAAUUCUGGUGGAUGGAAGAUUUCUCUUCAUUACAGAGAAUUUAUUCGACGCCCUGAAAAACCUGAGACAAGAAGCCGAAGAGCGCAUACUUUGGGUUGACGCUCUUUGUAUCGACCAAAGCAAUGUCCGAGAGCGCGGACACCAGGUUACAUGGAUGGGGAAGGUGUACGAGCACGCUGAACGAGUUUAG